This is a messenger RNA of Gloeophyllum trabeum ATCC 11539, 765 nucleotides long. RefSeq lists its product as uncharacterized. The transcript is spliced from 4 exons. The record is from RefSeq and is a predicted model, not a curated record. Lineage: Eukaryota; Fungi; Basidiomycota; Agaricomycetes; Gloeophyllales; Gloeophyllaceae. The coding region runs from base 1 to 765 and encodes 254 amino acids.
AUGUCGAUAUCCAUAAGCUUCGGCUCCUUCGGCGACAUAGUCUCGCUCGUCCAGCUCGCGGCGUCCGUGAUCAGCCGGCUCGCAAGCAGCGCGGGCAACUCCGAGCGAUACAGCGAGCUCCUGCUGGAACUACACACCCUAUCCGGGGCUCUCGCGUCCCUCCAGAACGAACUUCAUACUCCCCGUGCACCGUCUCGCAUGCCGACCGAGCUCCGGCGGGACAUCGAGGCGCGCAUAGCGGCUUGCCGGGCGUCGCUCGAGAAGAUGGAGAGGAGUAUCGUAUGGCAGCAGCAGCGCUUGAGGGGCCGAUACCCGAAGCACUGGAGGGAUCUCUGGCUCAGAGCCGGAUGGCGCUUGUUUGCGGAGGAAGAACUGCAGAGGUAUAGGGAGGACGCACGCAGGCAUAGAGAUUCUGUCCAUUUUGCGCUUUCCAUGCUCAAUCGGGAGAGCGUGGAAGACACGCAUCGCAUCGCCGUGACAGCACGCUCAACACUCGACAAUGUGAGCGCAAUGGCUGAGUCGACGCGGUGCGAAGUCAAGCUUGUUCUCAAGAACGUCCUGGAAAUGCGGAAGCCUUCUCCAGUAUUUCUCGGAUUCCCCUGGGAAGGAGCCCGUUCCUACAGCGAGCGACCAAUCUGCUUCGUCAACGGAUACCGCCAGAAGUUCCAGGUUCCCAUUGAUUUCUUUAUGGAUUUCCGGAUAUCUCAGAUGUUGGAUAAUCUUGUGAAUUACGCUAUGAACUGCGCUUUGAAGCUUUGGUUGUAG